AUGGCGAGACAUUCCCAUGUAUUGCAAAAAGAAGCUGUCGUCCAGCACAUCGAUAAAGCCCAUAACCUGAAAGUUCAACUGCCUGAAGGGGGCAUGGAAUCUUUGGCAACAGCCAUUCGUUUCGUCACGCUGAACUGCCAAACACUAUCGAGUGAACUCCAACAAGCCGCUCUAUCCAGUCUUCUGCGAUAUCUCGGUGUGCCUUUUGCUGUAUUACAGGAAACACGCAUGAGAGAUCGGCCCGUCAUCAGCACCGAAAAUUACACCGUAUACUGCGGCGAUGCUGAUGAGAACAAAGUAGGUGGCUGUGCGAUGUGA
This is a messenger RNA of Necator americanus (New World hookworm), 318 nucleotides long. RefSeq lists its product as uncharacterized. Lineage: Eukaryota; Metazoa; Nematoda; Chromadorea; Rhabditida; Ancylostomatidae. The transcript has a single exon. The coding region runs from base 1 to 318 and encodes 105 amino acids. The record is from RefSeq and is a predicted model, not a curated record.